ACUCUUUUAGUAUCUGAUGAUAUUAGUAUGUGAGGUUUUCACUACUGAACAAGCUGCUGCUUCAUACACAGAUAUAAGUAUAUGUAGAUAUAUACGUUUUGUUAUUUAUUGGUGUAGUAGCAUUAGAAAUCAAAGCUGAGUUCUCUCUAGAGCUUCAGCAGCAAAUAUGUUUGCUUAAGUUGUCUGGCUUCCAGUUUGUCUUGUUAGUUUUAUGUUAUUUUCUAUAACAGUAGGAUCACCCUACAUAUGUUUUAUUCUCUGUAGAGUUUUUUUAACAGUACAGGUUUGAGUUUGCUGGUCAGGCUUAUUAAGCCAGAGGUUAGAGAGUGAGAGUGUGUGUAGCCAUGAAGGAGGAGAUUGCUGCUGCUGUGUUCUUUGUGGCUCGGCUGGUGAAGAGAUAUGGCUGUCUGGACAAUGACAGCAGGGAGCGCUUUGCCGCUGCCCUCACUUCAGUUCUGUUUGAGAACUACAAGAACCACUGGCACCCGAACGCACCCACCAAGGGACAGGCCUACAGGUGUCUGCGUAUGAACCGUGUGCGGCUGCAGGACCCGGUGCUGCAGCAGGCCUGCGAGCAGAGCGCGGUGCGGUACGAGGAUCUGGGCCUUCCCCAGGAGCUGACGGUGUGGGUCGACCCUGGAGAGGUGUCCUGCAGGUCAGGCCGCUUAAGAGCCAGACUUGAUACAAGUUCACUGCCACAGAGGUACGGCGAACACAGCACUCCAUUCUGUGUCUCGGUGGUGAACGGCUGUCGGCGAGGAGAUGGCGAAUUUUCCCGCCGCAUCCAUGACGCCGUGGAGCGGGCGAGCCUCGACGUCCAAUCAGGAAGCUCUUCAGACGAGGAGGAGGGGGGAGGUGACAACAGCAUGAGCAGCAGCAGCCUAUCCGCUCUCUGCCCUGCUCCAGUCCCACCCACCAACCCUGAGCCCAAAACCAUCCCAACUGUCAGCAACCCCAACAGUGUUUACCGGUUCAGUGAGUUUUCUCCAGGCGCCCCUCAGACCUGGCUAAGGGAGAAGCGGAAGGCCUUUGCUGGGGAUGCAUUCCCACCUCAUGCUCCUCCAGCUGCAGGUCCGACCUCCCAGUUCUCCAGCCAGAAAGGCUUCAAGUCCUAUCGAGCCACAUUCACCUUCGCCGGGCCGCGCGUUGACAAGUACCACUGGGUCAGCAAAUCCCGAUCCUAGAGCGAGCCGAGCAUUCAACGUGGUUACUGCUCGGGACGGGAGCAGGGACGGCAGCCAUGAUGCUGGAUCAAAGCACCAUAGACCCUGUUUGCAGGGGGGGAAGUUUCAGGACAGUUUGUGUAUUUAAAGGAUAAGUUUAUUAUUCGUACAUGAUUUAAAGUGUUAAUGAUUUAAAGUUAUGCUGUUUAAGCAUGUUUUUAAACUAUAUUCAAGUAUUUUAAUUCUCCCUUCUAAAUGUUUUUAAACUAAAAUUAAAGUAAGUGUGAAUAAAGUAACAUUGAACUGUCAUUGAAAAGAAAUAAAUGCGUCCGUGUCAGCUCUGCUGGUUGUUCUAAA
Molecule: messenger RNA, 1520 nt
Organism: Siniperca chuatsi (mandarin fish)
Lineage: Eukaryota; Metazoa; Chordata; Actinopteri; Centrarchiformes; Sinipercidae
Gene: btg4
Product: B-cell translocation gene 4
Exons: 4
Coding region: 345-1184 (279 amino acids)
Biological process (GO): negative regulation of cell population proliferation; negative regulation of mitotic cell cycle
Cellular component (GO): nucleus; cytoplasm
Source: RefSeq, a predicted model, not a curated record